Cottoperca gobio is the source of this 4760-nucleotide messenger RNA. RefSeq names its product poly(ADP-ribose) polymerase family member 10 (gene parp10). Gene Ontology annotation, cellular component: cytoplasm; nucleus. NCBI's taxonomy places the organism in Eukaryota, Metazoa, Chordata, Actinopteri, Perciformes, Bovichtidae. The transcript has 11 exons. The record is from RefSeq and is a predicted model, not a curated record. Gene Ontology annotation, biological process: protein poly-ADP-ribosylation; negative regulation of gene expression. The coding region runs from base 148 to 3789 and encodes 1213 amino acids. Gene Ontology annotation, molecular function: RNA binding; transcription corepressor activity; NAD+ poly-ADP-ribosyltransferase activity.
CCAGAAUAAAAAGCGUUUGCGAUAAACUACAGCUUUCCUCCGCAUAUAAACAACUGUAGCCACAUAGUUUCCCUUUCUAGCUGGAAAGCUGUCAAAGCAGACACGCGCAUGAAGUUCAGGUAAACUACGCAGUUGAAAAACAAAAGGAUGCCAGUUGAAAGCCUGGAUGAAAGGACGGUGGAGGUGCUGGCGCUGCCUGCAGAAGUGGAUGAGGAGCUGCUGUUUCUGUACUUUGAGAAUAAGCGGCGCUCUGGGGGAGGUCCACUCGUCUCUGUGGAGAAGAAGGGUGACCGCGCCUUACUUGUGUUUGAAGAGACAGAAGCUGCAGCGCAAGUUCUGUCUAAAGGGAACCACGUUCUGCAUAAUGUCGAGCUGAGUGUGAGAAAGCCUGCCUCAAAGGACCAAUGUCGACUGCUGCUGCGGGGGAUCAACCCCAGCACCAGCACCGAGAUGAUAGAGCUGUAUGUGGAGAACAUGAUGGAGUUGAAUGGGCCUGACUACACUCUGUAUCCGGGGAGAGAUUUCAUCCUCAUUCACCUCAGCCAACCCUUCUCCAAAGAUUUCCAAAACCUUAGCGCUAAAAUCUCUAAGAGGAAACUUGACGGGGCGAUGGUAACUCUCGAACAGACGGAGCAAACGGACUCUGUCUUCGUGGAGAACCUGCACCCUGGCACCGCUCCAGACCUGCUCACUUUGUACUUUGAGAGCAAGCGGGGUGGAAAUCAGAAGGUGAAGGAGGUCGCAAUGCUUUCAGAGGGCACAGCCAAGGUGUCCUUUGUCAAUUAUGAAUCUGUGGGCCCUGUCCUGAAUCACAUGCACAAACUGGACGGUGCUGAUCUUGUUGUGAUGCCAUACUUCGACUUUCUUCAACCCGCAGAAAGAUUAAAACAAAACUCUGGAAUUGGAAGCCAAGAUAUGACUGAGAAAAACUUGGAGGAAAUUCCGAUGCAGACCAGUCCUCCCACGGUGGUCCAUGCAAACAGCCCGUCCUCCCCUCAGAUGGCCUCGAAACCUCUUGCUGCCCAACAUGUAGUAAAGGAGGCGGCAGAGGAAGUCAUGGAGGAACCAGAGGAAGUCAUGGAGGAACCAACGAAGGAGGAGGGAGAAAAACUAUCGAGCCAUAUUGCUAUUUCUGACCCACUUAAACUUGCUUUGUUUCAACUCAGCACCUUUCUACUGGAUGCUGAAAGGAUGUUCCCAAAUUUCACCAUCCAAAUCAAAGACGAUGGCGUGCAGAUUGAAGGGACUGACGGACAACAGUUUGAGCCGAUAAAGCACGCCAUCUUGGACUGUUUUGGCAAAAUGGCUGAGACUCAAUUCACCCUUGAGCCAGACGAGUCUCAGUUCUUUGCCAGAAGAGAUGUAAAAGAGCGUCUACUGCAAACCAUAAAUCAAACUGGGUCACCAGUUAUGUACACCGUAUCAGACUGUAAUGUUGUGGCAGCGUCCCUAUCCCAGGACUCUGCUAACCAGGCAUAUAGCUUUAUGAAAUCCCAGCUGUGUCACUUCAGCAUACUGGUGGACACAGAAUAUGAAAGCAUGCUAUAUUGCAGAGAGUGGUCAGAGUUCCUGGAGGCUCUGGGCUUCUCCUCUGUAAAGGUGUCAGAACAAGGAGGGAAUAUUGAUGUGUUCACUCUGAAAGGGAUGGAGAGUGAGAAGCAGACUGCAAUCAUGGGGUUUCUUACUACGCCCAUUGAAAGGGAGACUGUUAUCUCUAUGGAGCCAGGCAUUCUGAAGUAUAUCCAGAUCCAUUGUCAUCAGCUGAUGGCUGACAUGGAACAAGUGUCUAUUUUUCCACUAGAAGCAGAGGAUGUUUGUGGGUUAAAGAUCCAUGGCCAUGCUACUGCAUGUCAAAUAGCUGAGGAGUUGUUGCAAGGUGUGGUGUCCUCUAUCUGCACCAGAACCAUCACAAUAAAUGCUCCAGGAGUGACCCGGUUUUUACUGGAUGAGGACUGCAAGAAAAUCCUGAGGGAGAUGGAGACAAAGUUUCAGGUCUAUAUCAAUGCAAAGCACGUGCCGUGGGAUCCCCUGCCACACCAGGACAUUUUUGCAACGGCAUUGACUAUGAUGUCCAACAAAAACUUCCAGAAAGUGUCUUUGGAUAGUUCUCCCCAAGAAUUAAAAUCUGACUCGAUGCAAAUCGAUCACAAUGGAGCUCCAGACAACGGCCUUUUAGAUGCGGCAAAGAAAAUCGUCUCGGCCGUCGAAGAAAAACUUGAGGAGGGUGGGUCCAAUUCAGAACAACUUCAUGACAUAGACGAUAUGGACCUGUACACAGCGGAGGAACCAACCAGCCUGACGGACCAGGACUCUACUGACCUCUACUGUGUAGUUGCUGAUGCUUCCCGGCCCUCAGCUGAAGGGAACGCUACCAGCGGGUUACUCCUGCUGAAUGAUGGAGCUAUGGGCCUUUCUAGCAACCUUGAAGAAGACGCCCAAAUGUCUUUAGCCAUCCAGUACUCUAUGGAGUCAAACCAUUGGUCCCUGGAGGAAGAGGAGGAACAGCUGCAAAAAGCCUUGGAGCUCUCCAAGGAAAUGAGCCAACAUGUAGCCUCUUCAAGUCGUAGUGACAAAAGCCCCCGGGUGAAGAAGGGCAUCAAUAUUUCCCUACAGGACACCAUCAACACAGCCAACACCCUACAGUUGUUUGUGUUUGCAGGUUAUAACUGUGACCUGAUUCGGGUGGACAUAGCUUUUGGGAAGAAGGUCACCCAGAGACAGGUUGAGGAGAAACUGGAGCACAGGAGUGUGAAGAACAUGUCCGAGUACCACAGGAAUUGUCUGGAGAUGAUCAAAAGGAAGCACGGCGUAGAGAUUACAAUCCAAGGCACCAUCAUCACCGUUGCUGGCUUCAAGGACUUUGUGACUGAAGGGCUGUGUGAUGUGAAGCUGCUGCUGGAGAAAAUCUCCAAUUCUGUAUCCGACCAGGAAAUCCUGAAGACCGUCCAGUGGGUGCAUCACGACCCAGCCUCUUCAGACACGACUCCUUAUUCCCCCGAAGCUACUGUGUUCAUCGAGAACGCUUUGAGGAUGAGGCUGCAAAAGAUUGAUAUCUUGCUAGACAAUCAGCCCCACACCAUCAACUUUGAGAAGAUGCAAGAAUACAACAUAGCUUCCGGGAAAUCCGUGAAAAUCUCCAGGAAGUUGCCCGGGUUAGGGGACUUGGUCGAGGAUAUACCAGAAGAAGAAUACUCUCUGCUGUCAAACCUACCCGAAGCAACCAAAGUCGAUGAAGAGUCGGAUGAAUUUCAGACCGUGGUGAAGAACUUCUAUGAGACCAUACAGGAGUACCACAGCAAAAUCCGAAUCAUACAGGUGGAGAAGCUCAUGAAUCGACUGCUGUACAAUCAGUACAAGUUGAAAAAGGCGAGCGUACUGCAGCGCGCCACGUAUCCCAUAGUUGAGCAGACUCUCUAUCACGGCACGAGUGAGAAGAGUGUGAAAGAGAUCUGCGUUCAUGGAUUCAACAGAAGCUUCUGUGGAAAGAACGCCACCGUAUAUGGCCAGGGGGUAUACUUCGCUGUCAACUCUGCGCUGUCUGUCCAGGAACAGUAUUCACCCCCAAAUGCAGACGGACACAAGUAUAUUUUUGUUUCAAAAGUUCUAACCGGCGAUUACACGAAAGGCUGCCACUCGAUGAAGACCGCCCCGCUGAAGGAGACCGACGAUAUUCCCCUCAGAUACGACAGCGUGACCGACGACAUCACCAAGCCGACAUUGUUUGUCAUCUUCAACGAUACGCAGGCUUUUCCUGAAUAUCUCAUUACAUGCCAGAGAAUCACCCGCUGAGGAAACGGAUUAGUCGUCGGAUGAUAACCAUCUGAGAUGGACUGCUUUUAUUUCAUUGUUUUUGCCUUGGUUAAAAAAAGAAAGAAAGUGGAGUUGAAUUUUUUUGAAGCACUAAUUUCUAUUCUCAUGUACAGUUGGUAUUUCUUUUCAUGAUAAACAUUUUGUCAAGUGCUUUGCUGUUUGAUCCGUUGCUACAUUUUAUUUCUUCAGUUUAGUCAAGUCUGAUCAAGAGAAACUCAAACAGCUGAACCCGAAAAGCCCGUUUAAUGAAGUAACUUUAAACAUGCCGCCAUGUCUUUAAAUAAGUGCGACUUAACAUUCUUGCAUGUCGUAGUCACACGAUCCAGUAUUCAUUCUCCAUCUUAAACUUGCAAGCAUCCAAAAUUUGUUGUAUUUAUGAUUUUGCAAUCCACCAUCAUAUGUUGCGCAUAGUUCUUGAUUUUCCUCGAUACAGGUAAAUGUAAUGAUGUGACUAUAACAGAGUUUUGAUGUUACAUUCUUAAGCCAGCUGAUGUUGCUGGAUCCUCUGCUGUCUUAACAGUUUCUACCAACAGGAAGAAUGCAAACAGUUAGAUUGUCCGUAUAGGAAGUUUAAUAUAAUCUAUAUAUUUGCUUUCGCGUUCAGUGGUUUGAGUUUCUCUGUAGUGUCCGUGUUUGAUUUGGCCUGAUGAGAUGAGAAUAGAAAGAAAACUCUGAGCUCUUACAGUAAACGUAGUUACAGUAACUACCUGGUAUGUUUAAAGAAAAUGUUAUUGAAAAAUUAUUACCACGUUUACAAAAAGAAGGAACAUUAUUCCUAGGGUGAAAAUAACGAUCACUAUAUACAAACAAUUCUGAUUUUAUUUUUUAAGCUUUGUUGAAAAUGUAAUCAUGCACAUCUGACAUCUACUGUGCAAUUAAAAUUAAUGUAUUAUAUUGUGUUAAUAAAACAAAAAUAAUCUGCACAAGUUAAGCCUUGUGUGCAAAAUAUG